AUGGAUCCAAGCGAUCCAAUUUCAUUGGGCGCAAAGAUUGGUAUUGGUAUAGGUGCAUUGGUUGCCCUUAUUGGGGUUGCAGGAUUUUUCAUUUAUAAAAAAAUUCGUUCUCACGAUGAUGGCCAUUCUAUUGCAACUCCUGGAACGUCAUAUACAGAAUAUACGGAAUAUACAGAGAUGAG
Messenger RNA from Racocetra fulgida, 182 nucleotides. The record is from the annotation of a GenBank genome assembly. NCBI's taxonomy places the organism in Eukaryota, Fungi, Glomeromycota, Glomeromycetes, Diversisporales, Gigasporaceae.